Messenger RNA from Debaryomyces fabryi, 207 nucleotides. RefSeq lists its product as uncharacterized. Lineage: Eukaryota; Fungi; Ascomycota; Pichiomycetes; Serinales; Debaryomycetaceae. The transcript has a single exon. The record is from RefSeq and is a predicted model, not a curated record. The coding region runs from base 1 to 207 and encodes 68 amino acids.
AUGAAAACUAAAAUAUCGGAACUAAAUACAAGCGAAGACAUACAAAGUUUCAAAGACUGGACAAAGCUGCAGCAAUUGAAGAUUGCACCUGGGUUUUCUUUCGAGGGCAUAAUGACGCCAAACAAGGCAGAAAUUCAAGAGAAAGACACUAAGCAGGAAGCAGAAAUCAACGAGCUUGAUGAAGUUUUCGGUAAAACUACAAUAUAA